Messenger RNA from Hevea brasiliensis (rubber tree), 309 nucleotides. RefSeq names its product vegetative cell wall protein gp1-like. Bases 1 to 309 code for a protein of 102 amino acids. The record is from RefSeq and is a predicted model, not a curated record. The transcript has a single exon. NCBI's taxonomy places the organism in Eukaryota, Viridiplantae, Streptophyta, Magnoliopsida, Malpighiales, Euphorbiaceae.
AUGGGUACUCCAUCCUCAUUGCCCACAAACCCUAACCCCAGCCCCAGUCCGCCAUUACCUCAGUCACCGCCACCACAGACGCCGCCAUUACCUCAAUCACCACCACCUCAGUCACCACCACUACCCCCAAGCCAAAUACCACCUCUCAUUCCGCCGACUCCCCUCUCGCCGCAAACCGAACCGCAAAAUGAAACACCAAUUCUCGACACCCAUUCCCCAGAACCUGCGCCUACUCAAACAAAAACCAAAGGCAAAACUAAAAGGGCCGCAGGUAGACCCAAGGAAACCCCUGUCGAAAAACAGAAAUGA